Diospyros lotus (date-plum) is the source of this 1727-nucleotide messenger RNA. RefSeq lists its product as uncharacterized. NCBI's taxonomy places the organism in Eukaryota, Viridiplantae, Streptophyta, Magnoliopsida, Ericales, Ebenaceae. The record is from RefSeq and is a predicted model, not a curated record. Gene Ontology annotation, molecular function: oxidoreductase activity. The coding region runs from base 191 to 1498 and encodes 435 amino acids. The transcript has 9 exons.
AUAAACUGUCCCAUUCACUGGAGGUAGAGUUCUGGGAAAGCCCCUCACACUUCGUUCCGUCCGGCGUCUCACUCCACAACGAUCCUCGUCGGCGAUCCAUUCCAUCACCUGAAAAGUCGACGGUUCACUCUCUUCCAUUACCAAUUGGAGAAUCCACGGGCAAUUAUCAAGGUUAGAAAAGGGAUUGGGUAUGGCAUUCAAUAGAUGGUCCAUGGUGAUUCGCAAUGCUAUUGGCAGCAGCUGGAGUCAAAAGACCUGUACAUUUAGUGCUGCAGCUUCCUCAGCUCCUUGCAGUUGGAGGAGAUCAUUGUGCCGGAAUUGGUCCUCCAUGUCUUCUCAGUCUACCUCGUCAUAUCAUUUGAAUGGCGGGCCUUCUUACAUGAAAGGCUUUGUGUUUUGGGAACCUAAUAAGCCUCUCUCUAUUGAAGAAUUCCACAUGCCUCGCCCCAAGGCUGGUGAAGUUCUAAUCAAAACCAAGGCCUGUGGGGUUUGCCAUUCUGACCUUCACGUCAUAAAGGGUGAACUUCCAUUUGCUAGUCCAUGUGUUUUGGGCCAUGAGAUCACUGGUGAGGUGGUUGAACUUGGGCCCCUCACAGACAAAAGAAUCAUUGAAAGAUUUCCAGUUGGAACUCAAGUGAUUGGAGCUUUUAUCAUGCCUUGUGGUAGUUGUUUCUUCUGUUCUAAGGGACAAGAUGACUUAUGCGAGGAUUUUUUUGCAUAUAAUCGAGCAAAAGGAACCCUUUAUGAUGGUGAAACACGGCUGUUCCUCCGCAAGAGUGGCAAACCAGUGUAUAUGUAUAGCAUGGGAGGACUGGCCGAAUACUGUGUUGUGCCAGCACAUGCGUUGUGUGUUCUGCCAAACACGUUGCCAUAUACAGAAUCUGCUAUUUUGGGAUGUGCAGUUUUUACUGCCUACGGUGCUAUGGCUCAUGCAGCUGAAGUUCAUGCUGGGGAUACUGUUGCUGUCAUAGGGAUUGGGGGUGUUGGCUCGAGUUGCUUGCAGAUAGCAAGGGCAUUUGGUGCCUCUGAGAUCAUUGCUGUUGAUGUUCAAGAUGAGAAACUGCAAAAGGCAAAAACACUUGGAGCUACUCAAACUGUAAAUGCAAAACAUGAGAAUGCUGUUGAAAAGAUUAAAGAAAUAACUGGAGGAAUGGGGGUAGAUAUUGCUGUGGAAGCCCUUGGAAAACCGCAGACCUUUUUGCAGUGUACACUAAGUGUACGGGAUGGAGGAAAAGCUGUAAUGAUUGGACUAACAGACUCUAGUGCCAGGGGUGAGGUAGAUAUAAACCGCCUGGUCCGUAGGCAGAUUAAAAUAAUAGGGUCCUAUGGAGGCAGAGCACGGCAGGAUCUUCCGAAGCUGGUUAAGCUGGCAGAAAGUGGUAUCUUCAAUCUGAGGGCUGCGGUUUCAAGAAAAUGCAAAUUUGAGGAGGCUGGUCAGGCUUACCAAGAUCUGAACCAGGGGGCCAUUGUUGGGCGUGCUGUUGUGGAGAUAAUGUAGAGUCCCCUUUCUUUCUUUUACCUCUCUUUCAUGUAGUCGGUUUGUUCAGUUGAGUUAUUCGGGGAGGGAGGUGCCUGUUUGGUGUUUGCUGUUUGCUGUUUGCUGUUUGUUAGAACAAUAAUACUGGAGAAUCGUGUAUACAUAUAUUAUUUUGUUUGUAAUGUAUCAUAGAAGUGUAAGGUUCCGCAGCCUUUCCAAACAAAAAUGAAAACUGAAUUAAGUUUUUUCA